AGCUGGGUUUUGAAAUUCUGGGUUGAGUUUUCUUCUGGGUCCUUCAAGGAUUGGUUGGGGAAACCCACCUAGUUGUUGAGCUGGUGGGUCUUGCAAAUUUGGGUCAAUUUUUCUCUGCUGGGACUUGCAAAGCUUCAAAGAGGUUGGAAAAUGUUUCAUUCACAAAUACUGGUUUUCUUGUUUCAGUUAUUGGGUACCGUCUUGGUUCCAAGAAUUUAGAAAUAUCUGAUUGUUGAGAUUGUGGAAUCUUCUGCUUCUUUGCAAUUGUUCAUAUUGAUUCAAUUGCCUUUCUCAUUCUUUUGUAAACUUUGUGAGCUAAAACUGAAUUGUGUUAGUAGAGCUCUUGAGCUUUGUUGAUCCAGGAUAUACGUACAUAUACGUACAUUCUACUUGCUCCAAAAUCAUGGAUAUAAGUAAUGAAGCCAGUGUUGAUCCAUUUCCUAUUGGACCUUCAACCAUUAUUGGUCGGACCAUUGCUUUCCGGAUUUUGUUCUGCAAGUCCAUGACUCAUUUGAGACAUCAGAUCUUUAGUAUGUUGUUUAGUCUCGUCUUUAGAUUCAGGAAUUUUUUGGCUCCUAUGUUCUCAUGGUUGCAUCCUAGAAACCCGCAAGGGAUAUUGGCAAUGGUGACAAUUAUCGCCUUUGUGUUGAAACGAUACACAAAUGUAAAAGUGAAGGCUGAAAUGGCUUAUCGGAGGAAAUUUUGGAGAAAUAUGAUGAGGACUGCCUUGACAUACGAGGAGUGGGCUCAUGCUGCUAAGAUGCUUGAUAAGGAGACCCCAAAGAUGAAUGAAUCAGACCUUUAUGAUGAAGAAGUGGUUAGGAACAAGCUUCAAGAACUCCACCACCGUCGUGAAGAGGGUUCUCUCCGAGAUAUAAUUUUCUGUAUGCGAGCAGAUCUUGUUAGAAAUCUUGGUAACAUGUGCAACCCUGAGCUUCACAAGGGGAGACUUCACGUGCCCAAACUUAUAAAAGAAUAUAUUGAUGAGGUAUCAACUCAGCUGAGAAUGGUUUGUGAUUCAGACUCAGAAGAGCUCUCAUUGGAAGAGAAGCUUGCUUUCAUGCAUGAAACAAGACACGCUUUUGGGAGAACUGCCUUGCUCUUGAGUGGGGGUGCUUCUCUUGGAUCAUUUCAUGUUGGUGUAGUUAAAACACUGGUGGAACAUAAGCUUAUGCCAAGAAUAAUUGCUGGUUCUAGUGUUGGGUCCAUUAUGUGUUCUGUUGUUGCCACUAGGUCUUGGCCAGAGCUGCAAAGUUUUUUUGAGGAUUCUUGGCACUCGUUGCAGUUUUUUGAUCAGAUGGGUGGAAUUUUUACAGUUGUGAAGAGGGUCAUGACACGUGGGGCUGUCCAUGAGAUCAGGCAGUUGCAAAUGAUGCUAAGGCAUUUAACCAGUAAUUUAACAUUUCAGGAAGCAUACGACAUGACAGGUCGAAUUCUUGGGAUAACUGUUUGCUCCCCAAGGAAGCACGAGCCACCUAGAUGUCUGAACUACUUGACAUCACCUCACGUUGUUAUAUGGAGUGCAGUGACAGCUUCUUGUGCUUUCCCAGGCCUUUUUGAGGCCCAGGAACUAAUGGCGAAAGAUAGAAGUGGAGAGAUUGUUCCUUACCAUCCUCCAUUUAAUUUGGAUCCAGAGGCAGGGACAAUGCCAGUGCGUAGGUGGCGGGACGGUAGUCUGGAAAUUGAUUUGCCUAUGAUGCAACUAAAAGAACUGUUCAAUGUCAAUCAUUUUAUAGUCAGUCAGGCAAAUCCUCAUAUUGCACCAUUAUUAAGACUAAAGGAAUUUGUGAGAGCUAUUGGAGGCAACUUUGCUGCCAAGCUUGCGCAUCUUGUUGAGAUGGAGGUGAAACAUAGAUGUAACCAGAUCCUUGAACUUGGUUUUCCCUUAGGCGGACUUGCUAAGCUGUUUGCUCAAGACUGGGAGGGCGAUGUUACUAUUGUGAUGCCUGCCACUCUAGCUCAGUAUUCAAAAAUUAUACAAAACCCAACAUAUGUUGAGCUUCAAAAGGCUGCCAACCAAGGUAGACGGUGCACUUGGGAGAAACUGUCAGCGAUAAAAGCAAACUGUGGCAUUGAACUUGCUCUUGAUGAGUCUGUUGUUAUUCUCAAUCACAUGCGUAGACUGAAAAGGAGUGCUGAAAGAGCUGCUGCUUCUUCUCAUGGCCUACUGAGCACAGUCAGAUUCAGUGCAUCAAAAAGAAUUCCAUCUUGGAAUUGCAUUGCUCGUGAGAAUUCUAGUGGUUCUCUUGAAGAAGACCUCCUUGGAGAUGCUGGUUCCUCAUUCCAUCAUGGAGUUGGCACACCCACCGGUGGUAAAAACUUCCAUACCCACCGUAACAUACAUGAUGGUCAUGGAAGUGACAGCGAAUCUGAGAAUGCCGAUUUAAAUUCUUGGACCAGAUCCGGUGGACCCUUGAUGAGAACGACGUCAGCAACUAAAUUCAUCGACUUUGUCCAAAACUUGGACAUUGAUGCGGAACUGAACAGAGGAUUGUUGGUUAAUCCUAACUCAGGUACGACGCUCCAAUUGGGGGGCAGUAAUCAAUACCAUCACAGCUCAAGGGGGAGUACACCAGACCGUAGCCCGGACAGCACAAGAUUUGAUAGGAGGGAUUUCGGGAAUGUGGCUUCAGUAAACAGUGCUAGCAUUAUGGUGACAGAAGGUGAUCUUUUGCAGCCGGAAAGGAUACAUAACGGGAUUGUAUUCAAUGUUGUGAAGAAAGAAGACUUGUCAUUGUCAAGUAGUAGGAGUCAGGAUAUGGAAAAUUUUAACACUGAAGUUGCUGAGUGUGUGCAACUCGACUCUCUCGAAAAGGAGAUGGAUACUAGAUCUGCAUCUGAAUAUGGCGAUGCUGAUUCUGCUUCAGAAAUAGGAUUAAAUGAUACAGCGGCCAGCUGUAGCCAGUCUACAGAUCAAUCUAUCACUGCUGAUGAUUCUAAUAAUCAGAGCUCUGAAGAGUGCAGGCAGUUGUUAGUUUGAGUGUUUGACAUAAUAUGUAGUUUUUGUUUAUUCAAAAAAUCAAAAUAAAUGUUCCAAGUUAGUACUUAGUGCUUUAUAUAAAUGGUAUACAACUAUGUGAUUCAUAUA
Messenger RNA from Fragaria vesca subsp. vesca, 3088 nucleotides. Its product is annotated as triacylglycerol lipase SDP1-like. The transcript has 3 exons. Gene Ontology annotation, molecular function: triacylglycerol lipase activity. Gene Ontology annotation, biological process: lipid metabolic process. The coding region runs from base 404 to 2980 and encodes 858 amino acids. NCBI's taxonomy places the organism in Eukaryota, Viridiplantae, Streptophyta, Magnoliopsida, Rosales, Rosaceae. The record is from RefSeq and is a predicted model, not a curated record.